AGUUUCACAUCAGGAACACUUGGUGGUAGUGUUGUUCCAAGUUUAAGCUGAGGGCGCAUGCUCUGUGAGAUGUAAACAUUUGGUACUAGCUAGGCCGCCGCCGUCUGUCUAAACUUUGCAGACAUUUGUGUAACGUUACACGUAUUACACAGCUGCAUGGGCUGGACCGAAGAGUCAAUGGGAACUAGCUAGCUUACUAAGCACUCGCUAGCUUUCAAGUGGAAACCUAGCUAUGCUAACAUGGAAAAUAUAGCUAAUGUAUUCGGGUAACGUCUUCGAAAACCAGUCUUUUUCUUGUACUUUUGUGAAUGGGAAGCAGACGACGUUUGCUGCGGCUGGUUAAAAACGCUUCAAGGUGGCGACAGACAAAGUUGCUGGUAAGCUGAGUUCUACUCUCUCAUGGGUGAAGAACUCUGUGUCCCACACGGUCAGUCAGAUGGCUAGCCAGGUGGCCACGCCCACGUCCCUGCCGACCACUGCCACCUCCUCUUCUACAGCUUUGUCUUCGCCAGCCCUCUCGCCAUCCUCACCGGCGCUGCUCAGUCCUGAUGAUGUGGAGCUGCUUGCCAAGCUCGAGGAGCAGAACAGGCUGCUAGAGACAGACAGCAAGUCGCUGCGCUCAAUGAAUGGCUCCAGGCGAAACAGUGGCUCCUCCCUGGUGUCCAGCUCCUCUGCCUCCUCCAACCUCUCCCACCUUGAGGAGGACACAUGGAUCCUGUGGGGACGAAUCGUCAAUGAGUGGGAGGAGGUGCGCAAGAAGAAGGAAAAGCAGCUUAAGGAUCUUGUCAGAAAAGGGAUUCCUCACCACUUCCGGGCGAUAGUGUGGCAGUUGUUGUGCAACGCCCAGAAUAUGCCCAUCAAGGAUCAAUACUCAGAACUCCUAAAGAUGACAUCACCCUGUGAAAAGCUGAUUCGCAGAGACAUCGCCCGCACAUAUCCUGAACAUGAAUUCUUUAAGGAGAAAGACAGCUUGGGCCAGGAAGUGCUCUUCAAUGUUAUGAAGGCAUAUUCUCUGGUUGACCGUGAAGUUGGCUAUUGUCAAGGGAGUGCAUUCAUUGUAGGACUGCUACUCAUGCAGAUGCCGGAAGAGGAGGCUUUCUGUGUGUUUGUGAAGUUGAUGCAAGACUACAGAUUACGAGAGCUCUUCAAACCCAGUAUGGCUGAGCUGGGACUCUGCAUGUACCAGUUUGAGAGUAUGAUUCAGGAGCAACUCCCCGAGCUGCAUAUGCAUUUCCAGGCUCAAAGCUUUCACACUUCCAUGUAUGCCUCCUCCUGGUUCCUCACCAUCUUCCUCACCUCCUUCCCUCUGCCCGUCGCCACAAGGAUGUUUGACAUCUUCAUGUGUGAGGGUCUGGAGGUAGUUUUCCGUGUGGGACUGGCCAUCCUUCAGAUGAACCAAACGGAACUCAUCCAGCUUGACAUGGAGGGAAUGUUGCAGCAUUUUCAGAGGGUCAUCCCACACCAGCUUGACAGUGGGCCAGAUAAGGUCAUCCAGGCUGCUUAUCAAGUUAAAUAUAACGCCAAGAAGAUGAAAAAGUUAGAGAAAGAAUACACUACAAUAAAAACUAAAGAGAUGGAGGAGCAGGUGGAAAUAAAGAGGUUGCGGACAGAGAACAGGCUCCUGAAGCAGAGGAUAGACACACUAGAGAAAGAAAGUGCUUCCUUGGCAGAUAGAUUGAUCCAGGGACAAGUGACUCGAGCUCAGGAGGCAGAGGAGAACUACCUGGUCAAGCGGGAGCUGGCCACAGUUAAACAGCAAGGUGAAGAGGCCAGUGUUCAGCUAGAGCAGGCCAAGACAACCAUCAGGCAGCUCCAGCAGCAGCAGCAGCCGCAAGCGAAGAGAGCCCCUCGGUACUCUGAGGAGUCCGUGCUGCAGCUGGAGAGAGAGCUUGUGCAGGCCCGGCUGAAGGAGGCAGAGUCUCAAUGUGCUCUCAAGGAGAUGCAAGACAAGAUCCUGGAUAUGGAAAAGAGGAACACAUCGCUACCAGAUGACACCAAUGUGGCACGUCUUCAGGAGGAGCUGAUAGGGGUGAAGCUGAGAGAGGCAGAGGCUCUGACCGGCCUGAAAGAGCUGCGACAGCAAGUCAGAGACCUGGAAGAGCACUGGCAGCGUCACUUGGCACGCACCGCUGGUCGCUGGAAGGACAGCCCCAGGAAGAAUACCCUGAGUGAGCUUCAGGACGAGCUGAUGAGUGUGAGGUUACGUGAGGCCGAGGCCCAGGCAGAGCUUCGGGAGACACGGCAGAGGAUGCUGGAGCUGGAAACACAGAAUCAGAUUCACAGUAACCAGCUGCGACGGGCAGAGCAGGAGAGUCGCUGUCUCCAGGAGUGUGUGCAAACACUGACGGUGCAAAAUAAAGAUCUGAAUGUGCAACUGCAAGAGAUCAAGCGGAGACAAGCUGAGAUUGAGUGCAAGAGCAAGGAAGAGGUGAUGGCAGUGAGGCUGCGGGAAGCUGACAACAUAGCUGCUAUGGCUGAACUACAGCAACAGAUCUCAGAGCUUGAGAUUCAGAAAGAAGAAGGAAAGGUCCAAGGCCAGCUGAACCACACAGACUCAAGCCAGUACAUCCGCGACCUCAAAGACCAGAUAGCAGAGCUAAAGCAUGAGAUUUGCUGCUUGAAAGGACAGAGGGCCAUGGCCAAUCAGUCCACUUUUGAUGGGAUCCACAUGAUCAAUCACUAUGUGGGGGAUGAUGGGUCUUACCAGUCUUCAGAUGAAGAUGGAGUCAAGAGCCCGACCCUCCACAACACCCAGCAGAGGAGCGGGUGCCGUAUCAGACUGCGCCCCAACCUCGGGGACACCGACAGUGAGGAGGAGGAGGAGGAGGAGGAGGAGGAUGAUGAGGCCCUGCGACUCUCUGUACCUCAGAGCUCCAGCCACAAGUCCACCACCGUGUGACGAUCACCCACUGGGAGUUGGGACAGAGGCUGACAGCAUUCACUGAGGAAGAGGAGAUGUGUUUCCAACAGCCAUUUCAGAGCAGAUGUCUGGAUUUGGAGUUCUGAAUUUCAGAAAGGAAACUCAUUUCAUAUCACACUUAUGGAUUUAGUUUAUUUUGUUUACCUCCCUUUUGCAGUUUUUGUUUUCUUCCUGAGGACAGCAAACAACCGUCUGUCUGACCACCACUGAUAGAAGCCGACCAUUGGUGUGGACCUCAGCAGAGAAUGAAAAAACGUGGAGCGUAUCAAAGUGUACUGGGCCACAAUGGGGUGGGGGUCCUCCUGUUGGUACAACACAGACAAGAGACUGUGCAAUUAAACAUUUUAUGCUAUAUUACACACUUCAUCCAAUGUUUUUAUAUUUUUAAAGCAUUUUAUAAAUGAACAUCAAAAAUGUAUUGAUGCCGUUACUACUAAAUGUCCAUCGUGCAGAGGCAGAAUUGUAUAGGUGCUGUGUGUGUGUGUGUGUGUGUGUGUGUGUGUGUGUGUGUGUAUAUAUAUAUAUAUAUCUCUAUCUAUCUGUUGAUGGGCUUGGUCAGCGGCCGGUAUCAAAGCCGCUUGUGUCAGCCAGCGCUGGCUUGAGGUAAUGUUGACUUUUUUGCCUUAGCACGUGCCGCAUGCCUUUCACUAGGGCUGGUGUACCACAAGAUCAAUGUGACAUCUGCAUACUUGUAGAUAUGUAAAUGUGUAUUAUGUUUUUUGUUUUUUUUCAAUUCCUUUUGAACUUGAAAAUAUGUAUCUAUUGCAUAUCUAAUGUUUAGAAUAUAUUGUAAAUUCAGAAAAAGGGACAUAUGAGUUAGUUUAAUAUGAUAACACAAAUCCUGUUUUUGAGAUAAGGAUUCCUGUUAGAGAAAAAGAGAAGCUGAUCAUUACUUACAAGAAAACUAAAAAAGAGAGCAGUUAAUUAUCAGUGGAAAUUAAUUCUGUUGUUGUACUGAUUUCUCUGAAAGCAUCCAGGCUUUACUUUCAAAAUGAGCCCCACAGUAAGUCAAUUCAGCACAUACUGUAGUAGAUUUGCUGAUGAGUCAAACAUGAGUAAUGUCUACCAGAAGUUUUGUGUAUCACAAAUUUGCACGGAAAUGGAUGGCAGUCCAAGGGAACUUAAACUGGGAGACGAAGCUGAGAUAACAAAACGUAGCACACUUUAUAACACAAACUGGGGAGGAAUCUGGAGUUGUCAAGUGUUAACAAAGUAAGCACUAUAUUCUGGAUUGUGCACAAACACAGGCCAGUUCCACUCCAUUUCAUGUGCCCAGACAUGGAUGUGUAAGACUUUGAAUUUCUCUGAAUGUCUGUAUUGAACACUAACUCCUGUAUUCAGUGCAAGUCAAGGUCGAAGUGAAAGUCUUGGCUGUCAUGUUCAGGAAACUGAAAAGAUUCUGAGUUUGACUUGGUGAUGAUAAUGUCCCUUUGAUGAACAAGAUACCCUGUGUUUGGUGGGAGAGGAACACGUUAUGGCACUUUUUGAGUCUGCGGUGCAGUAAGGACACACAUGGCCACACUAUGGAGCAGUCAGCACACUCUUGAGACUAAAUGAGAUUGUUGUGUGUCUUGGAUGAGUUCACAAUAAACGUUUGAUAAACUCCUUGA
Molecule: messenger RNA, 4530 nt
Organism: Perca flavescens (yellow perch)
Lineage: Eukaryota; Metazoa; Chordata; Actinopteri; Perciformes; Percidae
Gene: evi5b
Product: ecotropic viral integration site 5b
Exons: 20
Coding region: 437-2899 (820 amino acids)
Biological process (GO): regulation of GTPase activity
Molecular function (GO): small GTPase binding; GTPase activator activity
Source: RefSeq, a predicted model, not a curated record